Messenger RNA from Rosa chinensis, 1554 nucleotides. RefSeq lists its product as uncharacterized. The coding region runs from base 167 to 547 and encodes 126 amino acids. Lineage: Eukaryota; Viridiplantae; Streptophyta; Magnoliopsida; Rosales; Rosaceae. The record is from RefSeq and is a predicted model, not a curated record. The transcript has 3 exons.
UGUUCGAGUCUUUGGGGGAACGGGGUCCUGGAAGGAUUUGGAUGACUUCCUGUCCAGAUUAACCAUCCCAGGGCUCAGAAGGGAACAGUUCACUGCUUUGUACUUCCACAGGCUGUUGCAGAACAAAGAUCAGCGGGCAGUGGUGCCUGUUGAAUUUGUAGAUAAGAUGCGCAACCGUUUAGUGACUUAUAAUGGAACUGUACAGCGCUGGGAAGCAGCUCACAAUGAUUGGGAGAAAACAGUCUAUCCGGAGAAAAUAGAUUUAGAACAGGCUUGCAGUAAAGAUCCCUGGGCUUUAAAAGUUUUCAAACAUACGACAACAUAUAAUAAUACUCCAGCUAGCCGAGUGAAGCUUGCCCGCAACAUAAUCAUACAUUUGAACGACCAUCGGAUUGGCAAGAAGCAAUCUAUUUACACUUCAUACGAGCUUGGCGCUCUGGUGGAUGAGCUAUUCCCCAACCUCAGCUCUAGAUUGUUCGAGUUUCUAUGGAAGCAACGCAUCAACCUGGACUUCAAGAGGUCCAGGAACACUUUCAAAUCCAUAUGACUUAAUUAAUUAUUGUGAUCACUGAACUGUGUUCAGUGGUCACUAUUUAAAAACACAAAACAAAAAGAAGCUGAAUUGGAGACAUGGAACUGAUGGAAGGGUAUGCAGCAGUAGUGUGAUUAAACUUACUUCAUCUGGGUUUGCAGAAGAUCAACUAGAUUGGGUCAAGCUACCUGCAAAGUAAGCUAAACUCUCCCUCCCUCCCUCGAGUGUACUGCACUGCAAAGGCAUACUUGUUGUUGGCUUUCUAAGAAUCUUUCCUAUCUGUUGCCUUGGAUAAGUGUAGGCUACUUUCUUAAUGUUGAGUCUGAUUUUCCAAAUCUAAUUUCGCAGAGACUAGUUGGUUUUGUAUGUUUGUUCACUUAUUCAUCUGCUGUUCUAUAAUUUAGAAAUUCUGUUAUUCAGCUUCUUCUCUGUUUGUUUCUCUAUUAGGGUCUGAAAGAUUGUAAAGCUCUGCUAUUUAUUGAUUAAUAUUUUUUUUGUUUCCGAUAAUAAUUGAUUAACAUGUUAGCUGAACGUGAAUCCCCAAAUACUUACUCUAUAAUGAAAUCUUACUUGAUGCGUGCUACAGAAGGAUCAGCUGUCUAUGUAUAUAGUGUCUGGCAAGUGUAGUAUCUAAAAGACUAAGAUGGUAAUAUAGUUGCCUAGCGAUUUGGAUGAUCGAAGUCCAUGUGUCAUUUGUGAGCUACAGUGUCAUUAAUGUUAUAUUUAGUCUGCACAACAACUACCUCUACUAUGGUAUGUGGUUUAAUUAUCUGUAGUUCAUAGCUGAACUUGAGUAAUUGACCAUCCGCUUGCCACUAUCUGCCCAAUUUCUUGUGUAUGUAUGUGGAGUUUUGGUCACAAAUUUUUGAAGUGCAUGGAUUGUUUGGUCACUCCCGAUCUUGUUUAUUCUGGGCAUUUAAUAUGUAUUGUUUGUUCUGAUUUGUAUUGAUUGUUUGUUCUGAUUUGUAUUUCCUUUAGAUUGUAUGGAUUGUUUGCUCAGGUUUCGAAAUUAUACUGAUGGA